CCUGCAGAAGCUCAACCUGGACUUCAUGGAGCUGCUGACCCGCUUUGUUCCAACGGACUAUGAGCGCAAGGUGCUGCAGCAGUACGAGGCGGACAGGAAACCGCUGGAGGAACUGGCGGAGGAAGACCGCUUCAUGAUCAAGCUCACCAAGAUCCCGCGGCUGCCCGACAGGAUGAAGAUCAUCAUCUUCAUGGGCAACUUUCCUGACAGCCUCCAGCUGCUGACACCGCAACUCAACGCAAUCAUCGCCGCAUCCAUGUCUAUCAAGUCGUCGGUGAAACUGAAGAAAAUCCUGGAGAUCAUUUUGGCAUUUGGAAACUACAUGAAUAGCAGUAAGAAAGGAGGUGUUUAUGGCUUCCGGCUGCAGAGCCUUGACUUGCUCCUUGAAACCAAAUCAACCGACAGGAAACAGACUCUAAUGAACUACAUUGUGGAUAUCAUCCAGAAAAAUUAUCCUGAUCUCAAUGCCUUUCAUGCAGAGCUGCUAUUUGUGGACAAAGCUGCUGCAGUGUCGUUGGAGAGUGUUGUACAGGAUGUGCGCUCGUUACAGCAGGGCUUGGAGCUCAUCCGCAAGACCUUCAUGAUCCAGGACACCAGCACAAUCCUGAAGGAUUUCCUCAGUGGCAAUUCUGAGAAAGUGGACAGCUUGCUGAAGGACAGCAAAACUGCACAGGAGGCAUACCAGUCUGUCGUUGACUAUUUUGGUGAAGACAUAAAAAAGAUGCCUCCCAAUAUGUUCUUCCCGUUCUUUCAGAGGUUCAUCAGGGGCUACAAGCAAGCCGAGCAGGAUAACGAGGUGCGGAGGAAGCAGGAGGAGAUGGCAGCACAGGACCCCGGAGAUACCAGCCCACCCACCAGCAAGGGGCAGCAGGAUGGCAAGCUUCCUACCAUGAGGAAUAAGGCUCCGCAAAUGGACCUAAUGGCUGAACUGAAGAAGAAGCAGCAGGGGAAGGAGAGGAUGGUUUAUGAGGGAAAGGACGGAGCGAUUGAAGAUAUUAUCACAGAUCUACGGAACCAGCCCUACAGGCGAGCUGACGCCAUGAGAAGGAGCGUUCGGAAGAGAAUGGAUGAACAGAACCUUCGCAUCUCUGGAGAAGUCUCAUUAUAACCAGUCGUCUGAACUGGUGUGGGGGAGGGGGGGAGGGGGGGGGGGUGGGAUGGGUCAGAGAAAAAUGUGCAGCCUUUAGCUCUGUACUGUGCAGUAAUCCAACUUAUGGUAUAACUUUUGUAAGCACAAUAGGAUUCAAAUGCUUAAAUUAGAAAAUUAACCAGUAGAGAAGUCUCUGGCAGCUCAGGGUGGGGGAGAAAUGAUGGUCAAUUAAUAAAGGGUCGUGGAAUCUUGUAGGGAUGGAAACUUGAUGGAGAAGGUGGGACUGUCCUCCUUCCUCCAUGAGUAGCUCCCCCCCCGCCCCCAACUUCUCCUCCGCAGUGUCACCGACUGAUCCUCGGGGCUUCCUCUGUCCAGGACAGAGGACUGCAACUGUCGGUCGGUUCGCUGAUGUUAUUUACAUAACUGCACUGCUUUAGCCACCUGCUUUGCAUAUUCUGCAUUUAAGACUUUUAUGGCAGAAAAUAUAAAUACCGUGAGAAUUUCAGGAGUAUUGUCCCUGAUACAGACAAUCAAAGGAAGAGUAAAUUCAGGACAGGGAAUCAGCUGGAGUCUGUGCCAUCUCGGUGUGGUCAUCUUUAGCCCGCAUUGCGAAAACUCUGAUUGAUCAGCAGUGCUGCAGUAAUUUGAGGCAUGACUGAUAUUCCCUUCAUUCGGGGAUGUUGGACUGUGUUUGGCUCAGCUAAUUAUGGAUUAAUUAUAAAGAUGGCCAUGUCAUCACUUACCAAAAUCUUCUAAUGCUAUGAAUAAUUGGGUUUGAUAAGAGUGGGACCUGUAUCCGUUGUUCAGUCCUGGAAGUCUACCGAGCGAUGGCUCUCCCCGAGAAUAACUAAAGGCUUAGGUCACCUGUCGUAUGGUGAGGUGACCAGUCACACCCCAGUGAGGAUUGGCCUCCUUUGCAAUGUAACCAUUCAACCAGCUGAAUGGCCAUGCACCUGACCAUUUGGAUGGUCAGUUCAGCACAAUCCCAAGAUGUAUCUGGAUCUGUUAGCCUUAAGCUUUUUAUGUAAAACUUAUUCAUUCCACAUUUAAAUUGAAUCUUAAAAUAGGAUUCAGAGAUGGGAUAAUGAAGUUUGAAAGCAUAGAUGCAAGUUUAAUGACUCCACUGUUUGAGCUGUCCACAUGCACAGUCUCAAAGUAUGGAGUCAGCUAAUCUUGGCUGAGAGGAAGUUCUUCAACAAGUGGGCAGUGAAUCGUGAGAGUUAUGGAGGCUCAGUCACCCAGUAUGUUUAACAUAACGAUUAAUGGAUAUUUAAAUAUAUCAAGUGAAUGAAACGGUAAAAGAUGCCAUAAUCUGGAGCAGAAAAACCAAACUCUUGAAGGUACCAGGCAGGUCAAGCAGCAUCUGUGGAGCCAAUGGGAUGGAUGACAUUGUGGAUGGAGACCUGAACCAGGACUGAAAUUGUGGAGGGGAGGUAGUUCAUAUAAAGUGGUGAGGGGGUGAUGGGUGUCAGCAGCUGGCAGGGAUAGGUGGAACAAGUGAGGGUGCUAGGUAGGGUCAGAUAAAGAGAGAGAGAGAAAAGGCAGAUGUAUCCGGACAGGGGGAGGGUACACGGAGGCUGGAGUGUGAUAAGUGGAAACAAAAGAGGCUUCAUAAACUAAAUAAGUGGAACCAGGUAAGGGAGAGUUGACAGGCAGAUGGAAUGGGAGCAACAUUGAUGCAAAAACAUGUGGAACUGUUGAUAGUGAAAAGGUUUGUCCAAGGCUGCAGCGAGCCAGGCCUUCAUAGGCUGAGACAUGAAGUACAAGAGUACAGCUGUACAAAGCAUUGUUUAGACUGCACUGAGUAUCGUGUACAGUUCUGUUCAACACAGCAGGAAGGACAUGGUAGCAAUAGAGUACAGCAGAGAUUUGCCAACAUGUUGCCAGCAAUGGAGGGCUCCAAUAAGAAUGGUUGGAGAGGCUGAGUAUAUUCUCACUGGUACAUUGGAGACUGUGGAGGCUCAGAGAUUUACAAAAUUAUCUAGAGAUAGUUAGAAUGUUCUCCCCACACCAAGGAGUCUAGAACUAGAGGUUAGUUAGUUUCAGUUUGUUAGUUUAUUAUCACGUGUACCGAGGUACAGUGAAAAAAUGUUGUUGCAUGUUAUCCAGUCAGCAGAAAGACAACACUCGAUUACAAUUGAGCCAUUUACAGUAUGAUAAGGGAUAGAUGAUGAGGGCACUGGUUUAAGCUGAGAGGGGAGACAUUAAAUGGAGAUCUGAGGAGUAAGUUUUUCAUACAGUGUGUGGUGAAUAUUUGGAACAAGGCGGGAACUAUUACAAAGUUUAACGGUAUUUGUGUAUGUAUUUAGACAGGAGAAAUGUGGAUGGAUACAGACCCAAUGCAGGCAAACGGGAUUAGCCUUGGUAGACGUCACUGUUGGCAUGGCUAGGGCACAUGGAUAUCCACUGUACAUUCCUCUCAUCUUUCCAUAAGCCCCAUGGUUGCAACCAUUAUCAUUGACAGUUCAAAGAAUUUCCUGUAACCGUUAUUGUAGGAGAUAACGAGAACCCCUCCACCUUCAGACCCUGUGACCUCAGUCAGGGAGGUCUCAGUCACGGUGGACUUUACAAGAUGCUCAUUCAGAUACAGGACCCACUUGCCUCACAGCAUCAAUACAAUGCUCACUUACUCCCUGGUAUCCAAAGUAAGCACUUACCACAGAAUAAAUUUGUUUUUAUAUCUCUAUAUGAAUUGUAUUAUUUUUUAUUACGGAUGAAUUUCACAGACAACGUGGCAUUAUUUCUUGCGGCUGUAACUCCGUUCGCUAUCAUGUACGGAUCAUAACCAUCAAUGUAAAUCUGUUUCUCGUUCUGUUAAAUUAUCAUUUGUUUCAACGUCAUUCAUGAAGACACGUCCUUCUUCAAAGUAACCACAGGAAGGCCAUCAGUCAUCUGGUGUUUGAUUUGACUUCUCACUGUCAGGGCUUUGUGGCACAUGGAGGUUAUUUCCAUCUACUUCAAGCGAUACGGAGAGAGACCGAGCAAAUUCAGAACCUACAGAACUACACAAAGUGAAUUGGAAAGUGGACUUGGGUCGCCCCAACUAACUUGUGUGAUUUAAGUUGACAAAGAUGAACUGUUAUCAGAUUAUGCCUGCUAGCACACAUAUAAAUUGCCUUGGGAUAUAUUAUUAUAUUAUUAUGUUAAAAUAAAAAUAAAAAUUCUCCAGAGAUGCUACGUGACCUGACCUACACAUGUAAAGAACCAUGUGUAAAACAGAAAACACAAGGUGCUGCAUUCAUCAGCGGGUCAGGCAGCAUCUCUGGCCAACAUUUCGGGUCGGGAGCCUUCAG
Messenger RNA from Leucoraja erinaceus (little skate), 4383 nucleotides. RefSeq names its product formin-like protein 1. Gene Ontology annotation, cellular component: cytosol. Gene Ontology annotation, molecular function: actin filament binding. Gene Ontology annotation, biological process: cell migration; cortical actin cytoskeleton organization; regulation of cell shape. NCBI's taxonomy places the organism in Eukaryota, Metazoa, Chordata, Chondrichthyes, Rajiformes, Rajidae. The record is from RefSeq and is a predicted model, not a curated record.